Messenger RNA from Aplysia californica (California sea hare), 4300 nucleotides. Its product is annotated as tigger transposable element-derived protein 4. Gene Ontology annotation, cellular component: nucleus. NCBI's taxonomy places the organism in Eukaryota, Metazoa, Mollusca, Gastropoda, Aplysiida, Aplysiidae. The transcript is spliced from 2 exons. Gene Ontology annotation, molecular function: DNA binding. The coding region runs from base 1414 to 2943 and encodes 509 amino acids. The record is from RefSeq and is a predicted model, not a curated record.
UUAAUUUAUAAUGUUUAUUUUUUUCUCUUCUUUUUAAAUAUAUCUAGAUCUAGAUCUAGAUCUAUAUGAAUAUGAUACGAACAUAAUAGUAACAAAUAUAGAGAAAAUAGCUUGUGAUACGGUAUUACUAAAUAUAAUAUUAAAAUGAAAUUAUUUCAUUGCUUUUUAGUUUUUAUGAUUCAUAUCAGAAGGACCGGAAACAGCAACCCGACCCGGAUGAAAAACAAACAAUAGUCUUGGCUGCAACUCUAGAAUUCUGUGCUUGGCUGGCACAGCCAGUGUAUGCACACAAAAAAAGCACAGAAAAAAGUCCAGAAUUUCGAAAUAGACGCCAAACAUCUCAAAUUUGAAAUGUUGCUUGUCUUAUUUGGGCAAGGAGUCCUCCACAUUGAGGUUAUUUGAACUGUUGCAAGCAAAAUCAGCCCUGUGUAUCCACGAGAAAUACCCCUGUGGACUUCACUCAUGGAAACAGAAAGUCAACAUUGAGGUUAUUCGAACUGUUGCAAGCAAAAUCAGCCCUGUGUAUCCACGAGAAAUACCCCUGUGGACUUUACUCAUGGAAACAGAAAGUCAACAUUGAGGUUAUUUGAAUUGUAGCAAGAAAAAUGAGACUUGUGUUUCCUCCAGAAAUACCCCUGUGGCUUUUACUCAUGGUAGCACAAAAACUAGUUGUAUAACCAAACGUGUUUUUUCAACACAAAAAAAAGUCAUUUUAAACUGUGGAUAGAAUUAUUUUAUUUUGUUUUUGUUGUGGCUGAUCAUCUUGCUUGCUUGGUGUUCCAAUACUUUUCUCAUUAUGUUCUCUGGGUGUAGAUCUGUAUCGUCAUUCAUUAAAAUAAUAGCAGUUAAUGUUUUGAUUUGGUCUUUUGAGAUUUGAUUUUUUCAGCCUUUAAAUCAAUAGAACUAUGCUAACUAUAAGGACUAAAUUAGUAAAUGUUGCUAUUGGCAGCUACAAUAGUCUUAAUGCCCGAGUAAGAGAGGAUUACAUUUAAAAUAUAUAGAAAGCAUUAAUAAUUUAUUCAUGUAGAGUGGAAAAGAUUUGCACCAGGGAGGUUGGAUCUGAUUAAACAGGACUGCAAAUUUCGUAUACCAAAGUACCCACGAUGAGAGAGAGAGAGAGAGAGAGAAAUGGGCAUGGUAUGAGACUGAGUGAAGACCAAUAACGUCUCUAUAAUAAGCCGAGGGCAAUAGUUUAGGUCAAGGAAGUGCUUACUGCAUAAGUCAUAGAACUUUUAAUAUUCAACGGUGGAUUUAGCUGCUAUACUUGAGUUGUCUGUCUCUAGUCUGUGGUUACUUGAAGACACAUAUUGUCACGUGUGUCAGUGUGCUUCCUCUUCAAUAGAUUACUCUUUAUGCAACAGCUUGCCGGUGUUUUGCAAAGUUUGGUCUUUGUGAAAUUGUAGAGAGUGGACCAUGGCAGAGCAAAGGAAGCGGAAAAGCUUCUCAGUUGAGGAAAAACGUCUGAUCCUGGCAGAGGUGGAUAAGAAAUCUGUGUCAAAAACCCAAAUAUGCAAAACUUUUGGUAUUUCUAACUCAACUUUAUCAACUUUCAUAAAAAACCGGGAAAAAAUUGAGAAUAGUUCUGAACCAGGGAGGAAAAGGCAUAAACCAACCAAGUUUGUACCGCUGGAACAAGCAGUGUUUAGAUGGUUCCAAGAGGCGCAGGCUCUGGCGGUCCCUGUGUCAUACCAAAUUCUUUCAACUAAGGCAGAAGAGGAAGCAAGAGCAAUGGGGAUUAAUGGUUUCACCGCCAACCCCGGAUGGUUGAAUCGUUUCAAGAAAAGAUACAACAUCAUGAGCAAAAGUGUACAAGGAACUAGAGUGAAAACUCUAGUGAUGAAACAAUGGAUUGAAAUGGACUUUCAAGAACUUCUCCAGAACUUUGAGGCAAAAGAUAUCUACAAUGCUGAUGAAACGGGUCUUUUCUUUGGCUGUCUUCCGUCAAAAACUAUGAAGUUGAAAGGAGAAACAUGUACAGGGGGUAAGUUUGCCAAAAACAGACUGACUGUGUUGGUUGCUGUGAACAUGGAUGGAUCUGACAAGCUUCCUCUUUUGGUGAUCGGCAAAUCCCAAAAGCCAAGAUGUUUCAAGCAUUGUUCACAUUUUCCGUUGAAAUAUUUGGCCAAUUCUAAAUCGUGGAUGACGGGUGAAAUAUUUGAGUCCUGGGUUCGCCAGCUGGACAACCGUUUUGGCCGUGAAAACAGAAAGGUGGCCCUUUUCAUGGAUGACUGCCCUGCACACCCUGACAUCGACAACCUCAGUGCAAUUACACUCGUCCGCCUGCCACCAAACACCACUGCCGUCCUUCAGCCUUGUGGUCAGGGUAUCAUUGCCUCACUCAAACAACACUACAGGAAAAUUGUUUUGCAAAAGCUAAUAGCCCGCUUAGAUGAAGGGAAAGAUGUUGGUCUGUUUGAUCAGAACAUUUUGGAGGCAAUGUAUGACCUCAAGACUGCUUGGAACAAUGUAUCAGCAGCUACUGUCGUCAACUGUUUCCAAUUUGCUGGAUUCCAAUCUAUCGAAUCAAGCGAGCAAGCCUCUCAUCUUCCGUCAUGCUCUUCCAAUCAGUGUAGAGAAUAUGACCUCUUUGGGAGAUUUGCACAGGACAUUUUACCACAAGAUGUGACUUUUCAGCAAUAUUUAUCUGUUGAUGAGGCUGUCCACACCUGUGAGGAAUUAACAAGCCAAGAAGUUGCUUCAGACAACAACAGACAAGAAGAGGAAAGUGAGGACGAGGAAAGUCCAGUGCCUCUUCCUCCUCCAUCAACAUCUGACGCGAGAAAUGCAGUCGCUACUUUGCGUCGAUAUUUACAGACGCAAGACUGGGAAACGGUAGAUGAAUAUCUUGACUCUGUUGGCAACAUAGCAUCAUCAGUAGAUUUCCAUGCCAUCACUAAGGGAAAACAAACUUCGAUUAGAGAUUUCUUCAAAGUUAGAUUUUAAUGCUUUUGUAUGGUACCAUUUGUAGUGGUAGUGGUCUUCCGUCAGUCAAUGUUGACUGUGGAUGUUGCACCAAUAGUGAAGUUAGGUUGGUGCCUCUUCAACAAAGGUGUCCAUGACUCAUGAGUCCAAUCAGGGAGUGGCAGCCCCCACCACAUUGGCUGGACUGGUGAGGGUGACUGCAAGGGUGCGAGCCCUUCUGCCUGGCCCUCUUUUCUACAGCUGUGGUAAGGAUUUGUUCUUCACCAUACUUCAGCUGUGGUCAGGAUCAUUUCUCACCAUACUUCAGCUGUGGUCAGGAUCAUUUCUCACCAUACUUCAGCUGUGGUCAGGAUCAUUUCUCACCGUACUUCAGCUGUGGUCAGGAUCAUUUCUCACCAUACUUCAGCCGCUUGUCAGGGACACUCUGAGCCAUCUACUGCUGUCCACGUCUGUGUAUUUCUCACCAUACUUCAGCCGCUUGUCAGGGACACUCUGAGCCAUCUGCUGCAGUCCACGUCUGUGUCUUCACAGCUCUCUGUGUUGGUAUCUCGCGACCUCAAUGCUUUCUUGUCAUAUCUCCUUUUUUUGAACAGUGAAAAUGUGACGUCUUCUUAAGCUCACUCUUUGUAUGAACUGUUUUCACUGUUAUUAAAAAUGGAGAUGCGCCAAGAUAGCACUGGGGUCACGAUCUAGAGCUUCCAUGUUGCAUUUACUGAUGUCUUUGAAGCAUGACUGGGGGCAGCCUAUAGUUUUCUUGCUGGAGGCAAAUUGUCUGUAUAAGUGACCUUAUGAUGGCAACCAUUUUUCAUAUGUCACAUGUGGCAGUGCCUUAGCAGGCUGCAUUGUCUGAGCUGCAUGAACAUUGUGGAUAGACCAGUGCGUGCCAAGAUCUGGGCACUGGGAACUUCGUUGCUCAACUUUGUGCCGAGGAUGUGGUGGAGGCAGCUCAUGUGGAAACUUCUGCUUGCCUUCUUGACUGACAUAGUAUAAUAUGUUGUCUAUAUUAUUUUUGUGACGUAGAGAAGAAUGCUGACUUUCACAUUCCUAGGUUUUAUCAUGCUGCAAAUAUACUGGUCAUAUAUCUUUGCUUAUUUUUAUGCUAAACUAACCAUUUCAAACAAAAGUGUUUCUUAGUAUGUCUGUUCCUGCUUGAGCUUGCACAGACACUUGAGACUUUUUUUUACAUUUAUCUUUGUCUGCCACUAACUCGCUGUAACCAGUAUUGACCAUGGUGUAUUCAUGUAUUUCAACUUAAAGGAAAAUAUGAAUUUGUGUUUACAAGUCAAUAAGUGGCACCUGUCAAUGACUCAUUACACACAUUUGGUCGCUUUUAAGCACAAGGGGGCUGUCCCGAAAAAUGCUGUUUCGAGAAAAUCGA